This is a messenger RNA of Meloidogyne enterolobii, 6166 nucleotides long. The record is from the annotation of a GenBank genome assembly. Lineage: Eukaryota; Metazoa; Nematoda; Chromadorea; Rhabditida; Meloidogynidae.
AAAAGCUUUACGUAUUCUAUUUUAAUUAAAAAAAUAUUUUAUUUUGUAAUGAGUUGCAACAAAUUUGUUGUUGUUGACCAGAUCCCGCCAAUUUAUCAAGACAGCGGGACGGAUUUAUCUCAAGCUUUGAGUUCUUAUGAAGUGUCUACGGGCAAAGUGCUUAAAAGUGAAGGUAGGGGUUCUGACUUUGUUUCUCCAAAAAUUUUUUGUGCUACUCGUAAUAAUUGGUAAGCUUUUCUAUUUAGUAGCUGCUUUACGCCUUUAUAUAUUUAGGCUUGUUUUGAGCAUUGAUUCUGAUCUUCAUGUCUUUGAUCUCUCGGUUGGAUGUGUUGAAUUUUGUUUGGACAGUUCUAAAGGCCGACUUAACCAUUCGAAGGGAGUGAAAGAAAAGCAUAGCGUUUUGACAGAAGAGGAUGGUAAUGUUGUUGAAGUGUGUUUCUUACCUGAUCGAGAUGUUUUUAUGGUUUUGUUAAGCAAAGGGACAAUUCUUUUUAUGUCACCGAACAAUCGCUACACGCAUAGACAGGUUUUUUGUAAUGAUUGCAAAUUUAUUUUGAAUUUAAAGUCCGUUUUCCCACCCCUGGAAAGCUGCUCAACAUGCACUGUUUCAACUCAAAAUGGCUAUUCUACUUGUAUUCUGGAUCGUCAAAAAUCAGUUUUACAUUUCAUAUCAAUUCCGGCUUUUGACUAUUCAAUUCGUGAUGAGCUUGAAUUUCGUGACAAUUUCUCUGGUGUCGAGUUGGUCCGUUCGAUUGAAAUUGCUUUUCAAUUUAAAUGUCAUUUUCUCGUCUCUUCUACAAAUAAUUUUGUUUUGUUUCCACGAGAUCCAGGAAUGGUUACUUCACUUUCUAUUCAUUUGGAAGAAAUUAAGAAUUAUCCGGAAGAUGUAGCUUGUUUCUCAUCACUUUUCAAGAUUAAGCAACCAGUCAAAAUUGUUAAAAACUUUGGAUGUUUUGUUGUUGCUUUAAUCUCAAAUAAACUUCAAUUUUACAAUGAAAAUUACUUUCUUUUUUAUACUCUGGCUUUACAAGACGAACAAAUAGUUAAUGUUUUGGAUUUUGAGUUUUUGGAUGUUGAAAAUUUCUCCGAGUUUGCGACUGAUGUUAAGCUUUUACUUAAAGUUUUGACGAAGAAUAAUGAUGUUGAGUUUAUGAUUCGCCAAGUCAAUCAAAAAGAUGUGCAAUUUAGUAAAAUCUGUUCUGAGUACACAAUGAUGAUUCCAUACUCGACUCCAAAUGAUGAUAGUAGCAUUGUUUAUGUGGAUGCUUGUCCAGCAAAGAGUCGCGAUAUGGUUUUUCUUCGUUUUGUCAAUCAUUCUCAACCACUUACUCGAUUACACAGACUUCUAGAUUUAAAGUAUUUUGCUGAUGCACUCUCUUUUGCAAUUACUUACAAUUUAUCUGUUGAUUUGGUAUAUGAAGCUAUAAUUCAUCAGUGCCAGGAAAAAAUUCAAAAUGCUGAAGAUGGAAACUACGAAGAGGCUACUUUUAUUGAAAUGAUCAAGAAUUUGAAGCUUAUUUCUGAUAAUGAUUCGGCUGGCGAUAUGGUCGUAGCAUCACUACCUUUUUUAAACUGCUUCGCGCACAUUAAUGAAAUCUUGGUGUUUGCAAAAGGAUUAACAAUUACCGAUGAAUACACACUAAAAGAAAUUGAACGUCUUCGUUUUGAAUUCGAAUCAUUCAGUCUCGUUUAUGACAAAGACAACAUUAAUUAUUCAAGGACGUCUGACUGGCAUAACUUUUACACGAGUGAUACACACAAAGAAUUUUUUGAUCGUUUUUGUGAAAAAGGGAAAAUUGCUGAGGCUCGCACACUCUUCUCACGUUAUCCAGAUAUUUCUCAGAAACUUAUGGAUAAGGAAGCUUUUCAUAAAUUGCUUUAUGUAUUUCGGGAUGUUAUUAAAGCUAAUUCAACUCUUUGUUGUGACAUCAGCCAAUUUAUGCAAACAGAUUUAAUUUCUGUGUUUCUACACAUUGGACAGGAUGAUACAAAACAAAUUUGUGAAGAUUUGUGUUCGUUCUUCAUUUCUAUUUCACUUCUUUUGGAAGAGAUUGAUCCAAAAUUAUUUCCUAAAAAUGCUUUGGAAUUUUCUAAAACUUUUGAUCGUGCUAUUGAAUUGUUGAAAGAGGAAUGUCAAACUCCAGAAAAAUAUAUUUUUCUUCUUCAUGUUUUGAAGCAAUUGGAUGCUGAUGAAGAAAAUUGUCCUUCAUCUUCCUCAAUUUCAAGUCUGAAAAAAUUACUUCGUGACUUGACUAAACUUGAAAGUAUUCUCUCUAAAUAUCAAAUUCCAAUGAGUUACUCUGAAUAUUUGGCAUUACUAUUUGUCAGCGUGUGUUGGAUCGAGUGCGCUCUGCUCCAUCAAUUCAUGAUUAUAUUCAGCAAUUUGUGUUUCCAUAUAUUGAAGAACAUUAUUUGGACAAGAAUGAAGUGCUCUACAAUUAUAUCAAGUUCUUAUCGUCAUGUUCCAACACAAAAGGGUGGAAACACAUGGGAUGUCCUCUGUCUGAAAAUUACUGAACAAAUUACCGAUUCUAAUAUCCGAUGUCGUGCUAUACUCGAAAUUGCUGUUGGAACAGUGCCUCCAUGGAAUAAUCAAUUAAGUACUGUUGUGAAGAAUAUUUUGUCUCAGGAAGAGAAGAUCGAUCCAAAAUUGUUAUUUUAUUUGCGUAGACAAUGUUCUUAUGCUGACUUGGGACAAAUUUUUAUCAAAUAUCAAAUCCCUCUGGAAACUCGUUCUAAAUUAAUUUCCACUUCAAGUGUUCAACAACUUUUGCAGUUUAUCUUCAUAAAUAGUAAUAAUGAUAUGGUUGAUAAAUUAAAAGAUGGUUUUGCAAUUAUUGAGAUCUACCAACUUCUUCAAUCAACAACAUCUUCAAUCGAUUGUUAUUACAUUUAUGCAAUUGUAUUAGUUCGUCAAUUUACUGAUGAGGAUGAUAUUAAGCCGUUGUUGGAUCUAUUUGCAUUGAUUAAAUCUAAAGAAAUUUUGGAGGCUGUAGCAACAAAAUUGGUUAUUCUUCUAAAAAACUUUUUGGAGCCGUCUAAGCUUAAGAAAAUAAUUAUUCGACGACCCGUUUGGAUUUCCUGUUUGCUUGCGGUUUUGGAGCGUUUUUUACCUGAUACAGCCGAUAAUCAGGCACUUAUACGUUCUGCGCGUAGUUUGCGCCAACUCCAAAAUAAUCAUCAAAUUAUUCUUGGCUUCAAUUGUCUUAAAAAUACCGAAGCAAAUAUCAAAUUACUUGACGAUUUUAUCGAGGCAUCUUCUGACAAGUCAAUCGUAGAAGUUAUCAGAUUUGGAACACUGCUUGAAUUACCACUUAAAACUUCGUGUGUGACUUUGAUGCGUGCUCAAAUUCGAAGAAAUUUGCCUGAAGCUGUUUUGGAAUCAUUAAUUUAUCUUUUGGACAAUUACCAUACUUCUGAAAAGUCAAUUAUUGAAAAUGCUUUGGAGGCUUGUACAUAUGUUUGUUGGAAAUUCACUGAUUUGAUUCGGAACGAUUCUAAAAGUGGAAAUGGAGAUGAACUGAUUGAUUACUCUAUUAAUACUAUCUCAAGUUUUAAAGAAGUUUUACCAAAACUGGUUGAUUGGGCUGUUCAACUUGAGGAAAUUACUUUGGCGGAGUCUUUCUUUCCUAUAAUUCGCUACGUUAAUUUGUUUUCAUUUAUUUUAAAUCAAAUAAACAAAGAGACCGACGCAAUGCCUAAUUUGCCUUCUCGGCCCUCGAGCGUUGAACCUAACAAGAACUUAGUUGAAAAGUUGCAACAAACAUCAUUUCAAAUCCAUACACUCGAUCAUCGCAUGGGCGUUUUCCUUCCACAAAAUGAGGGAGUAUUUACUGAUUCUCUGGCUGUGGUUAGGGCUAUUUCUGCGAUUGGUGCUUCAGUUGUUGAACCGUUUGUUGAUACUGCUGAAAAAGAUGAAUACAUUAAAGAAAUGUGCAAGAGCUGGGAGAAGUUGUUUUUAUUACUUUCUAAUUCACAUGUGCUUCUUGAAGUUUAUGCGAGACAAUUUGCUAAUACUUUACCGUGUUUCAAUUCCAAUAAACAACUUCGCACAAUUGCUUUGACUGAUAUUGAUAGACGCAUUUUCAAUGUAUGCAAAAAGAUUUUUAGUUUUCCUGUUGCUGAUCUUCAUUUGGCUGCUUAUUUAUUGUUCAGUUUAUCAAAGACAAAUAUGUUUAAGACACUAAAGGAUCUUCGAACAUGGGCUUUAACAAAAAAGAAUGUGCGUUAUACACUCAAUCUCAUCAGGGCAUCGUUGUUUGUCCUCAUAUAUACCUCACAAGAGUUAACUACUAUUAAACAAGUCGCGUCUUGGUUUGACUCAACUUUAUGGCAGAAACGUUUAUUCAAGCAGGGAGUCAAUCUUGGAAAUACUCAACUAAAACGUGAAACAGUUUUUGAUUUGUGUGCUGAAUUUGCUAAAUUGAUUUUACCCUCGUCAAUAUUGAAAGAAUAUUGUGAUGAAACAAAUGGUGUUGAUACUGCUUCAAUUCUUUUAAAUUAUGGUAUUGAACUCUGUAAAUUCUCUUCUUGUUUGAGUGGACCUUCAAACACUGAACGUUUUACUUUGUGUAUUGAAACAGCGAAACAAUCAUUUGAGUAUGUACGAGCAGAAGAAAAAUCUUUAUUGAUUAUCAAUCAAACUAUUCGUGAUAUAUGCCCUUACAAUUAUGAAGCUCUUGAAAUUUUGGUAAAUAAAAUGAAGGAAAUUUUGGAGUCAGGUGUUCGAUUAGAUGAAAUUGCAGAUCGUAUUAAUGAUGCUUAUAUGUUAUUUAAAUUUUUAAAAACAUAUACUCGACAAGGUUCUAUUGCUCCAAUUGAAAUCCGUUGGUAUAGACAUUUUGUGAAUCCUAAAUAUUUUGAUACUUCUUUGCUAACAAAAAGCGGUCCAAUUGAAGCUUUUGACGACACUUGUGGAAGUGUUUUGAAUCAAACUACAAUUUCUGGUGGCCAAGAAAAUCAACAAAAAGAGAUGUCCCUUUUAACUGAAGCUAGCUUACCCCCGUCUUCACAAAAACGUCUGCCAUACCAUAUUUUUACUUUAGAGGAAAAGGAGCCUAUUGAAAGAUGGCAAAUGCCUUUUAUUUAUUCUGAAGUUUCUAUUAAAAAUGUGCAGUUAUGGGUCUCACUUAUUGAAAAUACAAAAUGCUUUCUCCAACACAGCCGUACUAGUCUUUUGGUUGCAGCUAUUAAUUCCCACGUGAAAGAUAUUGUCAAAUACAAUCGUGAACUUGAAGAUGUUGAUGUUGAAGAUAUGGAGAAUCUCAUUUAUGAGUCACACAAUCGUCUUAGCAUUCUCAAAGGGUUAUCAACACGAUUUCAAAAAAUUUCAUUAGGCAAAACAAAAAUUGGUUUAAUUGAUAUGUGCUGCAAUAUUUUACAAAAAUGGACAAAGAAUGCCAAAGAACUUCAAAUUUCUCCCAAGGAAGUUGAUCAGUUUACACAAAAUUCUCAAACUCUUCGUCAAUUGUUGGCUGUUUUAAAAACUGAAUUUUUAUUGGAGAAGAAUCAGUUAUUGGAUUCUGAAACUAAUGCUCUUACACAAAAGCCUGAAGAACUUAUAAUUUACCUUUUAUGUAGUAGCAAGUUAGAUUGGGGAGAUGUUACGUGUUCUGACAAAUAUUUUUAUGUCAUCGAUCAAGUUUCACAUAUCCAUUCUGUCAAUAAGGAAAAUAUUUUUAAUGAAUUAAUUGAUCGUUGGAUACUAUCGGGCAGUUAUGAUCCUUUAUAUGGUGGUGGUGGUAUUGCACAAAUUGUUACUCCAGAUCUUGAAGCAACUAUUGAUUUUAUGGGUACUGGAAGUAGUGGACAAAUGACGAAUAAUGAAGAUCCUUUGGAUGUAAAAGUUUUGCCUAUGCUUUAUGAUGACAUGCAGAUUAUCCGUGUUGUGGCUUUGUUGCGACGAAUUGAAAAUCCUAAAGAAAAAAUUGUGGAAAUUUCUCGAAAAUUGAAAUUGGAUGUAUCCUGUCUUCCCGGUGGAUAUUUAACAAAAAUUCGUAUUGCAUCAUGUAUCCUGCGAUUUGUUGAUGCUGAUCAAAUGCAAGAGCUUUUUAAAAUGAAUAUUGGCCAAUUUUAUCGAGAAUUUAUUCCUGUCCUCAAUCAACGUCUUUCUGCAAUUGGACAUGUUGAGAUACCAUUCAAUAUUUCUCAGGAUUCGUCAUUUUGA